Pedinophyceae sp. YPF-701 is the source of this 1866-nucleotide messenger RNA. The record is from the annotation of a GenBank genome assembly. NCBI's taxonomy places the organism in Eukaryota, Viridiplantae, Chlorophyta, Pedinophyceae.
AUGCGAGACCCCGCGACGGUGUCGAACGGUUCGGCGAUGUCGGACAGCGACGUCGAGAUCGUCAGGGAGGGUGACGGCGAGAAGCGCCUGGUUUCGGUGCGCGACCUGCAAUGUGGCGCGGGCGGCGCCCGCAGGGACGCCACCGGCGACGAGGAGCUCGAGCUGGUCGACUUCAAGCUCGACGAAGCGAUCCUGAACCUCCCGCACCUCCGCCCGGACUGCCCCGUGCACGCCUUCAUCGCACGAGGCGCGGGCGCACAGAGCAACGCGCAGAGCUGCCCGCAGUGUUUCUGCUUCGUGUGCGACAAGCCUGCCAGCGAGUGUGUGCGCUGGGAGAGCGCCAGCCCCGCGGACGACGGAAGCGGCCACUGCAACGCGUUCAGCUCCGGGAAAACGCUCAAGCCGAACGCGUGGGACCGCGCCCGGCUCGCCGCGCGCCUCAGCACGCGCCGGCGCGCCCCCGAGGCCCCCGUCGAAAAACACGCUCGCGCGCCGCGCGCAGCCGCGAGCCCGCCGCGGUACGUCGCGCCCGACGGCGUCCGCGUCAAGCGCGAGUGUUCCCCGGACCGCGGCCCGCUCCUGCAGCUCACGCCCGAGGAGGAGGAGGAUCUCAACCGACGCGCGCGGGCGGCGUACGUGGAGGCCCACCGGCAGCGGCGCGUGAAGGAGCUGCAGCAGGCGCAGGAGAGCAGCGAGGGCGGGCAGCUGGGGCACGCGGCGCGGGCGCCGGCGCACGUGGCGAGCGGGAGGCGCGGGGGCGGGUACCGGACGAACGUGUGCAAGCGGUGCGGGCGCGUGGGGCACUCGGACAAGAAGUGCUUCUACCGGAAGACGAUCUGGCAGGAGAUGGAGGAGAAGGAGGAGCAGGAGCGGCAGCGGGCGGCGCAGGCGGAGCAGCAGCGCAAGGAACGGUGCGCGCAGAGCAAGCGCCUGGCGGAGGAGGCGCGUGCUGCGGCGGCCGAGUCGCAGGAGCGGCCGCGCACGCCAGAGGGCAGCGCACCGCGCAGGGACGGCGGUGCGUCGGGCGGCCGCGGCCGCCAAGGCUCGGGGGGCGCAUCGCCAGCGGCGGAGAGGCGGGGGAGUCCGGGGGAGGCGGGGCGACGCGGGAGCAACCCGUUUUCGCGCAGCAGCCAGGCGGAGUGGGCGAGUCUGUGCGCGAAAGUUGCGGCGGUGGAGCGCGCGGAGGAAGCAGCGCGUCUGCGGACGGACGGGGCGGGGGGCGCGGAAGGGAGCGGGGACGCGCGGCGGGAGAGCGCGCGCAGUGCGCAGGGGCGCGGCGCGGCGGGUGCGGGUGGUGCAGCUACGCAGAGCCCUGCGGUCAGGGGGUCUCCUCCGCUCAAGAGCCAUACUCCCCCCCCUCCGUCCGACCCCGGGGGCGCUGGGCGCAGCGGGACGCCGCGGACCGUGCGCGACGGCGCGGCUGCCGCCGUCGUCGCGCGGGAGUCCCCCGGGGUCCUCCCGUUGACCCCCCCCCGCACGGCCCAUGCCUGCGUCAUUGUGGUCGACUCGUCGCCCGAGUGCGCGAAGACAACGCGCCGGUCGGCAUCUCGAGGGCCGGCACGCUCGCGUGGUGGGCUCAGCAACGCCGGUGCGCAGCAGCCUGCGAUCGUGUUGGAGGUGGACUCGUCGCCGGAACGCCCCCCCGCCAAGCGCCAGCGGGUGCGGGAGUCGCCGGGCGCGGGGGCGCGUGGGAGGAAGCAUGCGGACAUCGUUGUGGAGGAUUCGCGCGGGACGGAGGACGUGCAGGGGGCCGGCGUCGGGCCGGGCCGGCCGCGGAAGGAGGCGGGUGGUGGGCAGCGGAAGAGCGGACGUGCGCGGCGGCUGCCGGCCAAGCUCCGCGACGCCGGCGAGGACCACGCAUCGUAG